This is a messenger RNA of Scomber japonicus (chub mackerel), 3052 nucleotides long. Its product is annotated as probable ATP-dependent RNA helicase DDX17. The transcript is spliced from 13 exons. Lineage: Eukaryota; Metazoa; Chordata; Actinopteri; Scombriformes; Scombridae. Gene Ontology annotation, biological process: alternative mRNA splicing, via spliceosome. Gene Ontology annotation, molecular function: RNA helicase activity; ATP binding; RNA binding. Bases 254 to 2170 code for a protein of 638 amino acids. Gene Ontology annotation, cellular component: cytoplasm; nucleus; ribonucleoprotein complex. The record is from RefSeq and is a predicted model, not a curated record.
CAGAAGCGACCGUUUAGUUUACGUGACGCAUACGACAAUUGUUUAUUAUCACCCUUAUUUAAUCGUAUUUGACGUCUAAUAUAUAUGUAGUUAUACGCUAAGGUAGUCUCCUUCCUUUUUGCAAGCGUAAAUUGUGUUUUUUUUUCUGUUCGCCUCGAGUGCACAACGUAAACAAAGUGGUGUCAAACGUUGCAACUAGCUAACGUAAACGAAAAAACAACGCUGCAGCGGAGAGGAGUUUGUUAUCGCCAACAUGAGAGGGAGUUCCUCAUAUGGGGACAGAGACAGAGACCGAGGACGGGACAGGCCUCGGUUUGGGGCCAUGAGUGGUCGCAGUGGCCCCCCGCCCAUGAAGUUUGGGAAUCCAGGGGAACGUCUCCGCAAGAAGAGAUGGAACCUGGACGAGCUGCCAAAAUUUGAGAAGAACUUCUAUGCUGAACAUCCAGAAAUCCAACACAAAAAUCAGUAUGAAAUGGAAGAGUUUUGCAGGAAGAAGGAGAUCACCAUCAGAGGCUCUGGCUGUCCAAAGUCGAUCACUGCUUUUCACCAUGCGCAGUUUCCACAAUAUGUGAUGGAUGUGCUGAUGCAUCAGAACUUCAAGGAACCCACAGCCAUCCAGGCUCAGGGUUUCCCUGUGGCCCUGAGUGGCAGGGACAUGGUGGGGAUUGCACAGACUGGCUCUGGAAAGACACUGGCUUAUCUUCUUCCUGCUAUUGUGCACAUCAAUCAUCAGCCGUAUCUAGAGAGAGGAGAUGGUCCAAUUUGUCUGGUGCUGGCUCCAACCAGAGAGCUGGCCCAGCAGGUUCAGCAGGUGGCAUAUGACUAUGGCAAGUCUUCCCGAAUCAAAAGCACCUGUGUCUAUGGUGGAGCACCCAAAGGGCCGCAGAUUCGAGACCUUGAGAGGGGUGUUGAGAUCUGCAUUGCUACACCUGGUCGCCUCAUUGACUUCUUGGAGGCAGGGAAGACUAACCUGCGUCGCUGCACCUACCUAGUGCUGGAUGAAGCUGAUCGCAUGCUGGACAUGGGCUUUGAGCCGCAGAUUCGCAAGAUAGUUGAACAGAUCAGGCCUGACAGACAGACCCUGAUGUGGAGUGCAACCUGGCCAAAGGAGGUUCGGCAGCUUGCGGAAGACUUCCUGAGGGACUAUGUCCAGAUAAAUAUUGGUGCCCUGGAGCUCAGUGCCAACCACAACAUCCUGCAGAUUGUUGAUGUGUGCAUGGAGAACGAAAAGGACCACAAACUUCUGCAGCUGAUGGAGGAGAUUAUGGCGGAAAAGGAGAACAAAACCAUCAUCUUUGUGGAGACCAAGAAACGUUGUGAUGAUCUGACGAGAAAGAUGAGGAGGGAUGGGUGGCCAGCCAUGUGUAUCCAUGGAGACAAGAGCCAGCCAGAGAGAGACUGGGUACUCACAGAAUUCCGAAGUGGCAAAGCUCCCAUCCUGAUUGCCACUGACGUUGCCUCUCGUGGUCUUGAUGUGGAAGACGUCAAGUUCGUCAUCAACUAUGACUAUCCCAGCUCCUCUGAGGAUUACGUCCAUCGUAUUGGACGUACAGCCCGCAGUACCAACAAGGGCACUGCAUACACCUUCUUUACCCCAGGGAACUUGCGGCAGGCCCGUGACCUUGUCCGAGUGUUGGAGGAGGCCCGGCAGGCCAUCAAUCCUAAACUGCUUCAGUUUGUGGAUUCGGGCCGUGGUGGAGGAGGCGGUGGCAGAAUGCGUUACCGGGGCAGCAACUCCAGCAACCCUAACCUAAUGUACCAGGACGAGUGUGAUCGCCGCAUGCGCUCUGGUGGAGGUGGCAGCAAAGACAACCGCCACAACAACCGUGAUGGAGACCGCUCCUCUUCCUCCUACAGGGACAGAAGCCGUGAUCACAGGAGCAGCUACAACUCUGGCUCAGAUCACUACCAGAGCUACAGCAGCGGCGGGGGCUUCAACUCCCGCAGCGGAGCACAGUCCGGUGGUGGUGGAGGUCAGAACCAGCCUAGCCAGCCGCAGCCCCAGUUUGGCCAGCCUCCUCCACCUCCACCAUCAGGGGGGCCACUACAUCUGAUGGCUCAGCAGUUUGCUCCACCGCAACCCCCUUUAAUGGGCUUCAUAGGGCAACCGCCAUACUCCUUUGCCUCUCCUCCCCCUCCUCCUUCUGGCCCACCACCUCCCCGGAAGUAGAAAAGUUAAGUUGUACUACUUUAUUUUUGCUCUCCAGCUCAACAGGCUGGAGUAUGAAAAGGGAAUUAUCUGAGGAGGUAAGGGCUCAUAUUUUCUAUUUGUUUUAUGUUUUGAAUACGGCAUACAUGUCUGGAACUUUACGUAUCCUCUAGAAAUGGAAAAUGUAACCUUUGUGUUCAAAGUUGCUCUCAUAUAUCGCGCAGGAGCAAGUUUCUUGUGUUUUCAUUUCAGUCAAACACUACAGCGGUGGAUUUCACAGUCGUUUGUUGCCACAUAUCAGCUGUUUGGGUAGAAUGAAAACUAGCUUACAGACAAUAACACAUCCAUAGUUUGUGGUUUAGAGUGCUGGUCUAGGGGAAAAAAGUAAAUGAUUUAUAUCAGGGACCAUAUUAUUAUUAUUAUUAUUACUAUUACUAUCUGUUAUUACUUAUUGUUUUGGUUUGGGCUUUGUGUUAUCUUAAAUACAGUCAUUGUAAUGGACUGUCAUGCUAGGUUUUGAUAUAAGGGAAAUAUCAUGCAUGUUUUUACAUGUCUGUGUCUUGUAGCAAGUAAAAACAUCUGUUUCUAUUUUCUUGUGACUGAUUUAAUGAAGAGGUCAGUUGAUACAAACUCGUUUUAAAUGCUCUGCACACCCACACUGGUGUUUUCACUUAUUCAGGCUAUUUUGACCUCUGCUCAGGUUGAAGUUGAACCAGGAUGAUAUACAGUAGCUAGAAAAAGUUAAUAUUUCAAUCAAGCACAGUGUGUGUACAUGCCUGCAGUCUUCAGACAAUGUCCCAUUUGGCAAAAGAAGUGAAAACAGCUGUGUGGAUGUACUGAGCAUGCGUUGAGCAUUCUUUGUUUGUCUUCUAGUGCUCUAUUUCUUAAUAAAGAACAACUUGA